ACCAAAUUGACUAUUUGGAAAUAAUACAAGAUUUUUUUAUUAAUCAUGUCCAAUGAUACAAAAGCCUUAGAAUUGUUAUUCCAACGCCCUUUGGAACCAGUUUUUACCUCCCGUGAUAACGGAAAGGCUGCAUUUGAUUUGCCAGAUAGUUAUUACAUUGAUCGCUACAGCGGUACACAAGUAGAACUCCAGAGCAGAUUUGGCGACAAAGUUGAAGUGAAGAUACCUUUACGUGAUGUCGAAAGAAAACUGGAUCUAAAUUUUGCCGUAAAAAUUGGAAAGAGGAAACAAUUCUCUUUAUUUCAAGACCACCAUAAGCAAGUUGCUAGCCAAUUGAUAAAAAUAUUCCUUGAUGCUCCGAACGUACAAAGCUUUGUCUCAAUAUGCGCAUAUACAAAAGAUCGAGUAAAUCCAUUGUUAUUUCAAUAUUGUUACUCGGUUGCUAUACAACAUCGCAGAGAUACGCGCAAUAUUCAAAUACCUCCAGUAGCUGAGACAUUUCCCGCUAACUUUGUGGAACCAUCUGUACUUCAGGAUGCCCGUGAAGAAGCUUCUCUCAUUACGAAUCCACAUAGUCGAGCUCUCAUAGAAAUCCCUCGCAAUUAUACUGCUUCGGAUCUUGAGGCAGAACAACGAAUGGCAUAUUUCCGUGAAGAUAUUGGCGUUAAUAUGCAUCACUGGCACUGGCAUUUGGUUUACCCAACAGAGGGUCCUUUGGAAGUAGUAAAAAAAGAUCGCCGAGGAGAACUUUUCUACUAUAUGCAUCACCAAAUUAUUGCUCGUUACAAUGUGGAAAGAUUUUGCAAUAACUUAAAUCGCACUAAGGAAUUAAGUAAUUUGCGAGAACCUAUACCGGAAGGAUAUUUUCCUAAACUUCUUAGUAGUGUGAAUAACCGCACAUAUCCGGCUCGUUCGUCAAACUCAAUUCUACUUGACGUAAAUCGUGAAAAUAAUGUCAUUGCUGUUGCAGAAUGCGAACGUUGGCGGGAUCGUAUUUUGGCAGCUAUUGACAAAGGAUAUCUUGAAGAUACGACUGGAAAACGUAUUCAGUUAGAUGAUGUUCGUGGUAUUGAUUUGUUAGGUGAUAUCAUUGAAGCAUCGUCUUUAUCUGUCAAUCGUCAAUACUAUGGAAAUCUACACAAUAUGGUGCACAAUCUUAUUUCGUUUAGUCAUGAUCCUGAUUCGCGCCAUUUGGAAGAAUAUGGAGUAAUGGGUGAUGUUACCACGGCAAUGCGCGACCCAAUAUUUUACAGAUGGCAUGGAUAUUUGGAUACUAUUUUUAAUAAAUUCAAAACAUUACUGCCACCAUAUAAUCAAAGUCAGUUGGGAUUUCAAGGCAUUGCAAUUAAUAGUAUAGAAGCAAAAAUUAACUCGCGAACUGCGCGACCUAAUGUAUUGUUGACUUAUUGGCAAAAAUCUAAAGUAGAUCUAGCUGCGGGUCUAGAUUUUGGUCCAAAUGGCAGUAUUUAUGCUUCAUUUGUUCAUUUACAACACGCACCAUUUGAAUACACUUUUAAUGUUUUGAACAGCAGUGGUUCUCAUAAAAAAGGAACAUGUCGUAUAUUUAUAUGCCCAAAAAGUGACGAACGUGGUACUCCAUUAAGCCUAGAAGAACAAAGAAUUCUUGCUGUUGAAUUAGACAAGUUUUCUGUGAAUCUACAAUCUGGAAGAAAUGUCAUACGACGUCGUUCAAAUGAAUCGUCAGUAACCAUACCAUUUGAUAGAUCUUUCCGACGAAUUGGUGCAGAAUAUCAACCCAAAAAUUUAGAUGAACUGGCAUCAUUUAGAUUUUGUGGAUGCGGUUGGCCUGAACACUUGCUUAUACCCAAAGGCAAAGCUGAAGGUAUGCCAUUCGAUCUAUUUGUUAUGAUAUCUAAUUAUGCUGAUGAUGCUGUGGAGCAAUCAAAUAACAGUCAAGACGUUUGUGGUGAUGCUUAUUCCUUCUGCGGCUUAAAAGAUAAAUUGUACCCUGAUAAACGUACAAUGGGCUUUCCAUUUGACAGGCGCCUGCCGGGCAACACCCUCAAUGCACUUACGGCAUCAUUCUCAAAUAUGGCAAAGACUGAUGUUGUUAUUGUAUUCAAUGAUAGUGUAGUCGAAAAGAAGUAAACAUUUGCAAAACUUUUAUUACAUACAUAUAAAUGUGCUUCUGUAUCUGGUUUAUAUAUACACAAAUUAAUAUUUUUGCAAAUAAAAUGUACACACAAAUAAUUGU
Molecule: messenger RNA, 2215 nt
Organism: Lucilia cuprina (Australian sheep blowfly)
Lineage: Eukaryota; Metazoa; Arthropoda; Insecta; Diptera; Calliphoridae
Product: phenoloxidase 1
Exons: 7
Coding region: 46-2109 (687 amino acids)
Molecular function (GO): oxidoreductase activity
Source: RefSeq, a predicted model, not a curated record